AUGACGGCUGAAAAGAUUCUCGUCAACGAGGCGACCAUCGCCAACCAAGAGCUUCUUGAGACAUUCAAGCAUCGCUCCGGUGAAGAGGAGGCCCACGAGGAGAGACUCCGCCUCAAGGCCAGAAAGGUGCGAAUGCAGGGCUACAGACCGGCACACCCCGGCGGCCACUGCUGGCAUUGCGCCCAGACGCACAAGAUGCGCUCUUUGAACUUCGAAGAGGCCGGCACCAGAGUCCGUCGGGGCAGAGACAAUGGUGUCCCCUGCUGGAAGCAGAUGCAGACGGCGAGACAUCUCAUCACAGCCUACACCCGCCGGUACGCCGACGCACCCAAUGGCACCAACUUCGUGGCCCCGCCGUGGUUCCGUGGCCCAAGGGUUUGGCGCAAGGACGACAAGACGGGCGUGUUUCGCCCGCGACGCAUGAUGGAUGACCUGUUGGACAAGAAGAAGGCCGACAAGCAGGAGAGAAUCGCUCGCGGCCUCGAGGUGGAGGAGGAGGAGGAGCAGGAGGAGGAGGCUGAGGCUGAGGACAGCGAGGUUGAGUCCGAUGAGGACGAGGACAACGAGUAG
Phaeoacremonium minimum UCRPA7 is the source of this 570-nucleotide messenger RNA. RefSeq lists its product as hypothetical. The coding region runs from base 1 to 570 and encodes 189 amino acids. NCBI's taxonomy places the organism in Eukaryota, Fungi, Ascomycota, Sordariomycetes, Togniniales, Togniniaceae. The transcript has a single exon. The record is from RefSeq and is a predicted model, not a curated record.